UAAUGAGCCACCUGCGGGGCAGGAUGCACCAGGAGGCGGUGCGCCAGGCGAAUCUCUCGCCGGCCGAAGUCGAGCAGUUCAAUUUGGAGCAGAUCGUGGAGGCGCCGGCUGAGCGGGAGGAUCCCAAAGUGGAGGCGGCGAAAGAGCGGGGGAAAUCCCACCGGAAGCGGUGCAAGAAGAUCAGACAGCGGAUGACGGUGAAGGCGGCCGAAUUCGAGACCGGUUACAAACCGAACGUCACCGACGGCGCCAACAAACGAAGCAUGAACAGGAGCAUCAAUACGAUCGGUUCGAUCACGAAUCAAGCCAGCCAAGGCCUGUCGCCGGCCGUUUCGAGCCAAUUGGACAGAAUUUUGAACGAAUUGUCCCGUCUGUUGAACAAAGGCGCCAAAGGCGAUUUGGACAUAUUCCAAAGCGUCGGCGGUUUCGCCGUUUUGGGCAAAUUGCUCGCCUUGGGACAGGACGGGAACUGCUCGUUGCCCGUCAAAUCGAUGAUCAUUUGCUGUAAUCUGUGGCAGAUCGCUUGCAGAGGAGCGAACGGCAGUAAUAAUUGCCAGUACGUGAUACUGUCCAAUCGAUUGGUGCCCGUCAUCGAUCUUCUCAACGCCAAAUUAUCGAAUAUAGAUAUUAAAGAGGACGUGUUGCCUUCGGAGCCGCUUUGCACCGCUCUAAUGCAACUCGUCGCCGUCGUUUUGAAAAACGCUCCGUCGGGAUGCCCUGCCAGUCGAAUACAGGACAUCGUCAGUUUCUCAGUGUGCGUAGGCGUCGUAGAACAACUGGCGAAAUGUUGUUUAUCAGUACGAGGACCGGUUCACGACAUGCCGAAUACUUGCUCGUUUCUCUUGGCCGCCUUAGAAUUUCUCGCCGCUUUGGCGGAUCACGCGCCUGAAGAUUCCGAUGCCACGCAUUUGGUGAGCACUUUAUUAGCCACCGAAUUGCUGGGCUGCGUAUCCAUGUUGUACGGGCUGCUCCUGCCGCCCGAUUCGACGCCCAGGGUGGACGGGCAACGGCCCCCCACACUGCCCAAACCCUGUCUCGAUCUCGCCUCGGUCACCUUCAGGUUGAUGAAGAGAGUGGCCGAAUUGGACAUCGAAAAAUUCCAGGUGGCUUUGGGCGCCGAAGGCAUUUCGCUGCAAUUCCGCCACAUAGCGGGCCAUUUGUUGUGGUGUUGCGCAACGCCGGCCCUGCCCAAGUGCCAGCGCGGCAAAGACGCCGACGUCGACGACGGCGACGCCGACGCCGAAUCGGCCUAUCGGGAUUUGCUGCACCAGGUCGUCAUGGUGACCGGCUAUUUCGCCGUCGAAAACAACGAUAAUCAGAUUUUGGAAGAUUUCCGAAAUUCCGAGAGCGGCCGGCAACACCGCUUGGUCAAAUUGUUGUCCUAAAGGGAAGAGAUGGAGAGUGCAAUGUGGUCGGUAUUUUUUAAGGUAAUAAAACGAGGAAAUGUAUGGAGGAUUCGGCAACGUCGCAAUCGUGAAAAUUCCGGAAAAUAUUAGAGAGUAUUAUUUUUUUUAUAUUUUUUUUGUUAGAUUUCUUUCUU
Molecule: messenger RNA, 1540 nt
Organism: Phyllotreta striolata
Lineage: Eukaryota; Metazoa; Arthropoda; Insecta; Coleoptera; Chrysomelidae
Source: the annotation of a GenBank genome assembly